AUUUACCCACUCAGUGAGGCCAGUAAUGAGCGGAGAGGUCUCUAGAAAAGCCUGGAAGGGAGAGGACUGGCUCCCCGCGUUCCUCGGUAGCAUAGUCGCCCCCCCCCCCCAAGGUUCACGAAGGAGAAGCCGCCGCUGAGAAACCGCUGGUGCCGGUCCCCUGGGGCGCCAUGGCGACCGGAGCGAACGCCACGCCGCUGGACUUCCCAAGUAAGAAGAGGAAGAGGAGCCGUUGGAACCAAGACACAAUGGAACAGAAGACAGUGAUUCCAGGAAUGCCCACAGUUAUCCCCCCUGGACUGACACGGGAACAAGAAAGAGCUUACAUAGUGCAACUACAGAUAGAAGACCUGACUCGUAAACUGCGCAAAGGAGACCUGGGCAUCCCCCCUAACCCUGAGGACAGGUCCCCUUCCCCUGAGCCAAUCUACAACAGUGAGGGGAAGCGGCUUAAUACUCGAGAGUUCCGUACCCGCAAAAAGCUUAAAGAGGAGCGACACACACUUAUCACAGAGAUGAUUGCUUUCAACCCGGACUAUAAACCACCUGCAGAUUACAAGCCUCCAGCAACACGUGUGAGUGAUAAAGUAAUGAUCCCCCAAGAUGAGUAUCCAGAAAUCAAUUUUUUGGGUCUCUUAUUUGGGCCUAGAGGGAACACUCUGAAGAACAUUGAGAAGGAAUGCAAUGCCAAGAUCAUGAUACGGGGAAAAGGAUCUGUGAAAGAGGGGAAAGUUGGGCGCAAAGAUGGUCAGAUGUUGCCAGGAGAGGAUGAACCUCUUCAUGCUCUGGUCACUGCCAAUACAAUGGAGAAUGUCAAAAAGGCAGUAGAACAGAUCAGAAACAUCCUGAAGCAGGGUAUUGAGACCCCAGAGGACCAGAAUGAUCUACGGAAGAUGCAGCUUCGGGAGUUGGCUCGUUUGAAUGGCACUCUAUGGAAAGAUAACAGGAUCUUAAGACCCUGGCAGAGCUCAGAGACACGCAGCAUUACCAAUACUACCGUGUGUACCAAUUGUGGAGGGGCUGGCCACAUUGCAUCCGAUUGCAAAUUUCAGAGGCCUGGUGACCCUCAGUCGGCUCAGGAUAAAGCACGGAUGGAUAAAGAAUAUUUGUCCCUUAUGGCUGAGCUAGGGGAAGCUCCUGUCCCUGCAUCUGUGGGCUCUACCUCUGGACCUGCCACCACACCCUUGGCCAGUGCACCAAGACCAAGACCUGCUGCUCCUGCCAGCAACCCACCACCACCAUCUCUCAUGUCUACAACGCAGAGUCGCCCACCCUGGAUGAAUUCUGGCCCUUCAGAGAAUCGGCCCUAUCAUGGCAUGCAUGGAGGUGGUCCUGGUGGGCCUGGAGGUGGCCCCCACAGUUUCCCACUCUCAUUACCCAGCUUGACAGGUGGGCAUGGUGGACAUCCCAUGCAGCACAACCCAAAUGGACCACCACCACCUUGGAUGCAGCCACCACCCCCACCGAUUAACCAGGGCCCCCACCCACCUGGGCAUCAUGGCCCUCCUCCAAUGGAUGUACCUGGGAAGUACGCCUGUGGGCUCUGGGGUCUAUCGCCUGCAUCAAGGAAAAGGUAUGAUGCCGCCACCGCCUAUGGGCAUGAUGCCGCCGCCUCCGCCACCUCCCAGUUGGCAGCCCCCGCCUCCUCCCUCUGGUCCUCUUCCUCCAUGGCGGCAGCAGCAGCAGCAGCAGCCUCCACCACCCCCUCGGCCCAGCAGCAGUAUGGCUUCCAGCACCCCCUUGCCAUGGCAGCAAAGAUCCCUUCCCGCGGCAGCGAUGGCCCGAGCCAUGAGAGUGAGGACUUUCCGCGCCCAUUGGUGACCCUUCCAGGCAGACAGCCUCAGCAGCGCCCUUGGUGGACAGGAUGGUUCGGCAAAGCAGCCUGAGUUAUUUUUGUGGACGGAAUCUGAACACGCUGGCUCCAUAUCGUGAAAUUUUUAUUAAUUUUUAUCUUUUUCCUUUGUUAUUUCCUUAUCUUUUCCUUUCUUCAGACUCCGUCCAAGGAGAUGCUCUCCCCGGUCUUCUGCUGCAGAUAGAAUCCUUUCCCUUGUCUCCAUUCCUCUCUUCCCAAGGAGAGAGGAGCAAAUGGUUAGGCACAGACUUUGUCCAUUAAUGUCAAGUUUGGUUGUUAAGGUGGGUCCUGUGUGGUUUAUCUUUGCCACCUUUUAAAGCAUCUUGAGAAUUUAGAUGUUGCUAGAUAGGGUUAAUCCAGCCCUGGGAUUCAUAUCUUCCAGCAGUAAGUGGGACAGCCCAAGCCACUAUAGACCUGCCUGCCAGCCUGGAGUCUUCCAUGCUCCUGAUCACCUAAACUGCCUCAGAUGCCAUUUGCUUCUCUUCUUCCUGGAAAGCUUCCCAUUAUGUUUUAUUUUGACCCCAGAUGUCCAGAUGUUUUGCAGUGUCUGGGGCUUGUGCCCCUUGUUCUUCGUUCAGCUUCUUUGCCCUUUCCCUCUUCAUGGAGUGAUUAUGUUGACAAUAAUGUGUAACGCGCGUUCUUUUCACUGGUUU
Messenger RNA from Alexandromys fortis (reed vole), 2505 nucleotides. Its product is annotated as splicing factor 1-like. Gene Ontology annotation, cellular component: nucleus. Gene Ontology annotation, biological process: regulation of mRNA splicing, via spliceosome. Gene Ontology annotation, molecular function: zinc ion binding; mRNA binding. NCBI's taxonomy places the organism in Eukaryota, Metazoa, Chordata, Mammalia, Rodentia, Cricetidae. The record is from RefSeq and is a predicted model, not a curated record.